UCAAUGAAAAAGAAUCAAGAAUCAAUUUUAACUCGCCUAUAACCCAUGACUGUGAUUCUCCAUUUCUAUACAGGCGUAGGAAGAAAAUAAUUUUACAGCAAAAGCAAAAAAUAUAUAUUUUGUUAUAUUAUUUUGUUACAAAAGCCUUAGUAAUAUAUUCUAUUUUAUAUUUUAAUAAUGCACUUUAAAUAAAAUUUUAUAACCAGGAUAUGAUUAAAACACGCGACGGGUACGAGGCUAGAGUACAUAUUUGAGCAAGAUUAGACAAAUUAAAAUUACAUUCCGCAAAAGUCAACGUAAUUUGACUAGUUUGUAAUAUUACCGUUAAGAAACCGUGUGUUUUGGAUAAUAAGCUCCUCUUAAAACGCGUUUAUGUUGAUGUUUAUAUAUACACGCCUAAACAGACGCUCCUCACUCUCCUCCUCACUAUUCCCCGAUCUGUCCCUCUCAAUUCUUCAAUUCUCGCUCCCAACUCUUCUCUUCAAUUUUCCAAUUCUCGCUCCCCAUCUCUCUCUCUCUCUCUCGGUCGAUCAUCUCUGCAAUCAUGGUGCCCAUGCUUCCGAUCCCCUCUAAGAAGACCUCAUUGGGUCUUGAGGUCGGCUUGAGAUUCAUUCCCACCGAACAAGAGCUCGUUGGUCACUAUCUGCAAAUGCGAAUCGCUAUGGGUGAUGAGUUUCAAUCAAAUUUCGUCUCGGAAUGUCCCGAAUUCUUCGGCGAGAAGGAGCCGUGGGUUAUUUGGCAGAUUUACGGCGGUGGUGAUUCUAAAAACGAUGAAGAGACUCUGUAUUUCUUCACCAACCGUAGGAGGUUCAGCCCCACCGCCAAAAGGUUCAUUAGGAAGGUUGGUUCGGGGACUUGGAGCGGCCAGCAUCCCAAAAAGGUUGUUGAUGAUGAUGGUCUUGUUAUUGGGGAGAAGAGGGAGUUUCGUUAUGAGAAUGGUUGUGAUUCUCGUCAAAACGACCGGUGGCUUAUGCAAGAGUUUCAGGGUGUUGAUGACAGCUGCGAUCUUGUUUUGUGCACUUUGCGGAAAAGUCCGAGAAAGGCACCCCCGGCUGUGAAACGCAACCUUACUGAAAAGGCCAAAGAUGAUAAUAAGAGAAAAAGAGGGCUUGUUGUGGAUCAGCCUAAGGGCAAAAGGAACAAAAAGGAUGAUCAGCCGAUCAUGGAACAGCAAACAAGCUGUGUUGUUGAUCAGCCAAUCAUGGAGCAGCAAACAAGCUGUGUUGUUGAUCUGCCAAAUAUGGAUCACCAAUUGGGUCAAGAUCAUCUGCUGCAGAAAGGUGUUCAAUUUCAUGAUGAUCUGGGUUAUUUUCCUGACCUAAAUUCUGACAUGUUUGGUGAUGAUACGACUGAUUUCUCUAAUAUUAACUUUGAUCCUGAGUUGUCUGUUGAUAGUAUGAUUGAUUUCUAUUGUAUUGAUGAGUUUCUUGGACAGACUCCAACUUGCUACGACUCCAACUUGGUUGCUAGUCUCGCUACUGAUGAUCAGGUGGUUCAGUUUGAGGAGGAAUAUGGCGUAUGUGAAGAGCUCCUUGUUUCCACACUCUUCCUGUCUCAAGUAUGUAUCAAUAACUUCAGUAUUUCUUUGACCUUUGUGUUUGGUAAUCCACUUGGUUCAGUAGUUAUUCUAGCUCAAAUGGAUUUGACUUCAAGUUUCAGGGUAUUGUACAAUUUGUUUCAUUAAAUUGGCAUGAUGCAGCUUCGUUUUUCUUAUACAACUAUACGUAUCUACUAAGUUUUUAGUCAAUCCACAAAUUUCAUUAACGACUCUGGGGAUAUAUUAUCUACUUAUUCUGAUAACCAGUCUGGACUAUUGUUCAAAGUCUGUGAAAGAGAGUGAGCUAGGACCAGGGAUGACAAUUUUUUGGGGUUCACUGGCAUUCCACCUGGUCGGAGGUGUGCUUCAAUAUUGAUGCCAAUGGUAUGUGUCUGCGGUGGACAAGACAGCUGGAGUAAAGAAUAAGAACAAGGUCAUGACUCAUGAAUACCAACAAUGAGGCAAGGCUUGUAAGGAGGAUAUAGGGAACAUGGUGCUGGAUGCAGGGAGGUACAAGGUGAAGAAUGUUUUGAAAAAUUGUGCUUACAUACACAAUACAUGGAAUACUAUCAAGGAGGAGAAGCUUGCUGGAAAAUUUGACCUUUCGGAUAAGAGAAGGCUGUGGAUUGGUUCUGCAAUCGGUUCUGGCCCAAAGCUUGAUUAGGCUGAGAAAUGUGCAGGAUGGAGUUGCUGUUUGUUUUUUGGGUUUAUUUGUAAUGUUUCGUUUAGCUUGUAGCUAAAGCAUGGUUAUCUUUUCUCUUUUUCUUCUUCUUUUUUUUUAGAAAAGCCAUGGUGUUAUGUUUCAGAGUUUCUAGUAACUUCAAUAAAAAGUGUAGUUUUCUUCUG
This is a messenger RNA of Argentina anserina (silverweed cinquefoil), 2383 nucleotides long. RefSeq names its product NAC transcription factor 29-like. The coding region runs from base 545 to 1684 and encodes 379 amino acids. Gene Ontology annotation, biological process: regulation of DNA-templated transcription; system development. NCBI's taxonomy places the organism in Eukaryota, Viridiplantae, Streptophyta, Magnoliopsida, Rosales, Rosaceae. Gene Ontology annotation, molecular function: DNA binding. The record is from RefSeq and is a predicted model, not a curated record. The transcript is spliced from 2 exons.